Messenger RNA from Myodes glareolus (Bank vole), 1856 nucleotides. Lineage: Eukaryota; Metazoa; Chordata; Mammalia; Rodentia; Cricetidae. The record is from RefSeq and is a predicted model, not a curated record.
CUUCGGAUCUGGUGAGACUGAAACGCCGCUCGGUGGGUUCUCGGCUAGGUCGCCUCCUCUCCCUCCCGGCCUCGCCAUGGCGACGUCCGUCUGCAUCACCUGCCGGGUAGAGUUCCGCGACGCGGAGAUGCAGCGGGCGCACUACAAGACGGACUGGCACCGCUACAACCUGCAGCGCAAGGUGGCCGACAUGGCCCCGGUGACCGCCGAAGGUUUCCAGGAGCGGUUGCGGGCGCAGCGGGCGGUGGCGGAGGAGGAGAGCAAGGGCACGGCCACCUACUGCUCCGUGUGCAGCAAGAAGUUCGCCACGUUCAAGUCCUACGAGAACCACCUCAAGUCGCGGCGGCACGUGGAGCUGGAGAAGAAGGCGGUGAACCAGCAAGUGGAAAUGCACAACGAGAAGAACCUGGAGAAGGGAUUGGGCGCCGACAGCGUGGACAAGAAUGUCAUGAACGCGGCCAUCCAGCAGGCCAUCAAAGCCCAGCCGUCAAUGUCCCCCAAGAAAGUGCCCUCCGUUGGGUCCCCGAGGGCGACAGGCCGACGGGGCGCUCGGCAUCCGGACCCCGCAGAGAAGCCGCCCAGGCUGCAGUGGUUCGAGCAGCAGGCCAGGAAGUUAGCGAAGCAGCAGUGGGAGGAGAGUGAGCAGGAGGAAGAGGAGGAAGAUUGGGAAGAUAUUGAUUCAGAUGAUGGAUUGGAAUGUGAGAACCCUGGACUGGAUGAUGAGGAUGCAGAAGCUGGGGAGAGCCUGCCCCCAGGUGCCAUCCCAGUAACAGACUGCUUAUUUUGUUCCCAUCCAUCCCACUCCCUCAUGAAGAAUGUGGCUCAUAUGACUAAAAUCCACAGCUUCUUUAUUCCUGAUAUAGACUAUCUUUCAGAUCUGAAAGGACUUAUUAAAUAUUUGGGAGAGAAAGUCGGUGUUGGCAAGAUUUGCUUGUGGUGCAACGAGAGAGGCAAAUCCUUCUACUCCACAGACGGUGUGCAGGCGCACAUGAAUGACAAGAGCCACUGCAAGCUCUUUGCAGAUGGUGCCGCCGCUUUGGAGUUCGCAGACUUCUAUGACUUUAGGAGUAGCUACCCAGACUACAAGGAGGGGCAGGACCCUGAUGAGAUCGAGGAGCUGUCCUCAGAAAAGACCUUGGAAUGUGAUGAUGAAACCAUGGAGCUGAUACUUCCUUCUGGUGCCAGAGUGGGUCAUCGCUCUUUGGCCAAGCAACGAUGUGGCCUGCCAAGAGCUGUGACGGCUGCUGGAAACCAGAAGGCUGUGGGCAGGGUUCUCCAGCAAUACCGAGCCCAGGGGUGGACAGGCAGCACAGGAGCAGCUCUCAUGCGGGAGCAGGACAUGCAGUAUGCUCAAAGGGUGAAGUCGAAGUGGAUGCUGAAGACUGGGAUGAAGAACAAUGCCACUAAGCAGAUGCACUUUAGGGCCUAGGUGUUGUUCUGAGAGGCUGACACCGGAGAUGCAUCUCUGGCUGUACUUCUUGUCUUGUCGGAGGACCAGUGAAGCCAGAUUGCAGAGUGGAUCUUUUGCUGCUACUUCAUUUGUUCUGAUCUAAUAAAGUCAGAAUCAUACCAAAACAAAAAACAAAAACCAGGCACCCUGUAAUAUCAACAGGUGGGAGGUAGAGCCAAGAGGAUCAAGAAGUUCGGGCUGGAGAGAUGUCUCAGCCAUUUUUAAUCCCAGCACUCGCAGAGUCAGGCAGAUUUCUGUGACUACAGAGCUAGUUCUGAGACAGGCUCCAAAGCUACAAGAAACCUUGUCUUGAAAAGCCAAAAAAAGUUCAAGGUUAUCCCCUGCAAUAUAACAAAUUUGAAACCAACUUGGGAUACUUGAGGCCCUGCCUAUAAAUAAAUAAAUU